Messenger RNA from Volvox carteri f. nagariensis, 2691 nucleotides. RefSeq lists its product as uncharacterized. The transcript has 13 exons. Bases 1 to 2691 code for a protein of 896 amino acids. Gene Ontology annotation, biological process: brassinosteroid mediated signaling pathway. Gene Ontology annotation, molecular function: phosphoprotein phosphatase activity; protein binding. NCBI's taxonomy places the organism in Eukaryota, Viridiplantae, Chlorophyta, Chlorophyceae, Chlamydomonadales, Volvocaceae. The record is from RefSeq and is a predicted model, not a curated record.
AUGGAUAGCGAUCUGAGGCCCAGCCCCGUCCCUCGGCCCCGCGUCUUCCCGGUCGUGGGAACCGCGCCAGGCCCCCGGUGCGGACACACACUCACCGCCAUUUCGGGGCCGGAGGGAGACCUUUCCAAGGCCAAGCUUGUGCUAUUUGGUGGUGCCACUGCGCUUGAGGGUUCCUCCGGCAAGAGCGAGGGCGCGCAGUCGACGCCUGGUUCAGCAGCCUCAGGGCGCGCUUUGUUUGCAGGCAUUCGUUUGGCUGGCGCCACUAACGACGUUCAUAUCUUUGAUGUGCGCACGGGAAAAUGGGAGAAGACAACUCCUGCAGGAGAGCCACCAUCGCCACGAGCUGCACACGCGGCAGCGGCUGUGGGAAAUAUGGUGGUCAUUCAGGGCGGUAUCGGUCCAGCUGGGCUGGCAUCGGAAGACCUGCAUGUGCUGGACUUCACGGACCCUGAUAGGCCACGAUGGCACAGAGUGCUGGUGUCUGGACCAGGCCCCAGCGCUCGCUACGCCCAUACACUUAGCCUGGUCGCGAAUCGCUUUCUUGUGGCUAUGGGCGGGAAUGAUGGCAAGUCGACGCUAGGCGAUGCAUGGGCGCUUGAUACUUCCGAGAAACCUUACGCUUGGAGAAAAAUAACGGACGCGGGCGAGAUGCCGUCGCCUAGGAUGUAUGCGACGGCUGCUGCCCGGAGCGAUGGCCUUCUGCUCCUCUGUGGCGGCCGUGACGUUGGCGGCACCCCGCUGGGAGAUGCCUACGGCUUCGCCCGGCACCGGGAUGGACGUUGGGAAUGGCACUCUGCCCCUGGCGCAAUGCCAACUGGCCGAUACCAACACGGGGCCGUGUUCGUGGGCAAUCGUCUGCAUAUUUCGGGCGGGGCUGUCGGAGGCGGCAGGAUGGUGGAUGAGGGAACAUCCACGGUGGUCUUGGACACGACGCACGGCUGCUGGGUGACGCCAACGAGCGUUGCCAGCGGCGAAGACUUUACACGCCGGUGCCGCCAUGCGGUUGCUUCCGUCGGACCUUUUGUCUUCAUUUAUGGAGGGCUUAAGGCAAGGUGGUAUGGGUCCCAACUGCUGGACGACUUAUUAGUGGCAGAUGAUUCGAACGGAACAGAGCUAUCAAUCUUCGACCCGCGGUCGUCUGCGUGGCAGCAGUACAUGGAGUCCAUGCAUGGAAAUGCAGCCGCGAGUCGCAUGCUGGAAAAGGCAGCUGCAGAGGAAGCUGCCGCCGCCGCGGCCUUGAAUGUUCGCCGGGUGUCAGCAAUGGAGGACCUGCGCUGUGUGGACGAGCAGCUGGACGGUUCCGGGAACGGCGCUGGCGGAUCGCGCACGUCGGACUCGCCAUCGACGAACCGCUCUUCAAGUCCAGAUGUUUCGCUUGGAAAAGACCACGUGCCUGGUACAACGCCAUAUACUCCAGACGUCAAGCUGUGGCAUCGCGCGGUUGUGGUGCACCAAGAGAACAGCUUGCGCGGCCUGGUCCGGCAAUUGUCCAUUGAUCAGCUGGACAAUGAAGGGCGACGCGUGUCGAUCUACGAGAAUGGCGGGCCGGGGGGAGCUAAGGAGAAGAGCCCGCUGUUCACACGCAGCAUGUCGGUCACGGGUGUCCACAAGCGGGUCAUCAAUGAGCUGCUGCGGCCACGGACGUGGAAGGCCCCUGAGGACCGUCGUUUUUUGCUAAACGCCAGCGAGAUCGAAGAGCUGUGCAACAAUGCGGAAAGCAUUUUCCGGGAGGAACCCACUGUAUUGAACGUCGGAGCCCCCAUCAAGAUUUUCGGCGAUUUGCACGGGCAGUUCGGUGAUUUAAUGAGGCUGUUUGAGGAGUACGGCACACCCUCAACGGCGGGUGAUAUUACCUACAUCGACUACCUCUUCUUGGGUGACUACGUGGACCGCGGCUCGCAUUCCUUGGAGACCAUUUGUCUGCUGCUGGCACUCAAAAUCGAGCACCCUCGGUCCGUGCACCUCAUACGCGGAAACCACGAGGCACACGACAUCAACGCGCUGUUUGGCUUCCGCCUCGAAUGCCUCGAGCGUUUGGGUGACGAGCCCGGUGUGUUCGUCUGGCGCCGCAUCAACGAGCUCUUCAACUACCUGCCACUGGCGGCAAUAAUUGAGAACAAGAUCCUCUGUAUGCAUGGAGGCAUUGGCCGCUGCAUCCACAAGGUCGACCAGAUUGCAGAGCUUAAGCGGCCCAUUACCAUGGAGGAUGGCGGCCCUGUUUUGAUGGACUUGUUGUGGAGCGACCCCACAACUAACGAUGGUGUGCAGGGCGUGCAGCCAAGCCCCCGUGGUCCCGGACUCGUCACCUUCGGUCCGGAUCGGGUCAAGGAGUUCUGUAAGAACAACAAUUUGCAGAUGAUCGUGCGUGCACACGAGUGCGUGAUGGAUGGCUUUGAGCGCUUCGCGCAGGGUCACCUCAUCACGCUCUUUUCCGCCACCAAUUACUGCGGCACUGCUGGUAACGCGGGCGCUAUCCUGGUGCUCGGUCGAGACCUGGUCAUGGUGCCCAAGCUGAUCCACCCCCUGCCGCCUAAUACGCCGCACACGCCAGAUUCAACCGGGGGCCUGGACGAGGACCCGCCCACGCCGCACCCGGCCAACGACACAUGGAUGCAGUCCAUUAAUGAUGAGCGGCCACCCACGCCGCCACGCGGUCGGCCCCACAUGGGGUCAUCGCUCGAGUACUUUUAA